This is a messenger RNA of Colletotrichum orchidophilum, 2637 nucleotides long. RefSeq lists its product as uncharacterized. Gene Ontology annotation, biological process: signal transduction; protein phosphorylation. Gene Ontology annotation, molecular function: ATP binding; protein binding; protein kinase activity. The coding region runs from base 1 to 2637 and encodes 878 amino acids. The transcript is spliced from 3 exons. Lineage: Eukaryota; Fungi; Ascomycota; Sordariomycetes; Glomerellales; Glomerellaceae. The record is from RefSeq and is a predicted model, not a curated record.
AUGGCAAUGCUGGCCCCCAAGACCGCAUUCCCGGCGCCACUGGGCUCCAGCAAUCCCAUGGUCUCCAACGUCUCGACCGGUGCCGCACCGCCCUCGAGACGGGCACACACAAUUCCGAACCAAGCCACCGCCUACGCCAGCCCGACCGAAUCCGAAUUCUCUGAGAACGACGGCCCCGAUGCCGUCAAGAACUGGGACGAGGACAAAGUCUGCGACUACCUGAGGAGCGUCAAGUGCGGUGAGUACGAGAAACUCUUCCGCAAGAACCACAUCAAUGGCGAGAACCUCCUCGAACUCGACAAGGAUGUCCUCAAGGAGAUGGGCAUCGAAAAGGUCGGCGACCGUGUGCGAUUGUUCCUGGGCAUUAAGAAGUUGAGGACAAAGGCCUACGCCAACCAGAAGAAGCGGAAUAGGGACUCGUUUGGUGGCCUCGACCCUUUCACACCGUCUUCGGGCGGAUCUUCCCGGCCCUCUGCUUCCAGUGCUCGCACCGCGCCCACGCCUUCCAUGAACAAGCGUUACUCAAGACAAUAUGACUCCCUGCCCCUGGAGAGCGCGUCUUCCCGCCCCAACUCACCCCUUCCCGGCACAGACGCCAUCCGCCCUCUGCGAACAAGAUAUGGCCAAAGUCCCAGCUAUGUGAGUAGCGCCGGGCAAUCCGUCCCCCAGACCGGCCGAUUGAACCAGGAUGUCAUCCGCGUCAUCUCCACCGGAGGCGUCACAAAGGUCGUCAAAAUCGCCGACUGCAACACGUGCGAAGAGGUCAUGCGAGUGACCCUGAGGAAAUUUGCCCUGCGAGAGGACCACGAGAGGAACUAUUGCUUCUGGGUUCUGGCCGGGAUUGAGCCGGACCCAAACCAAUGCCGGCGGCUCGGCGACACGGAGCUCUGGCGGAUCAUCAAGGACCAGAAACGCCCUGAGCGUAAUCGCCUGAUCCUCCGCCGUGUCCCCGCUGGUGAGCCAGGCAUGCCGGAGCUCGAGAGAGCAGCGGGCAUUGCCAUCGAGGAGGCACAGCAGAACCACAGCCGCGCCCUCGAGACUGUGGAUAAGAGGAGUCAGAUGAAGGUACAAAAACUGCUCGGCGAGAGAUGGAACGACGAGCUACAACAUCCGCUUUCCCCAGUCUCCUUCCACGACCGGGAGCGCAACGUGUACAACACCGCCAAGGAGCUGGAGCGUCCUGCAUCCAACGACGGCCCGAGAUCUGCCGGCGGACCCAGGAGGAAUAAGGGCAUCUUGCGGUCGUUUGGCGGUCUGCGUCCCCCCAGCGAGCUCAUCGCCUCGGACCUCACAUCCUACUUCCCUGACCACCCCAGAGAGGAGAUUGACAGAACCGCUCGUUUGUCCAUGAGAAGAUCGACCCGUCUGAGCAAGGUCAACAGCCGUCUGAGCGUGGCUAGCAACCUCAGCUUCGCGUCUAGCAUCCAAGAUGCUCCCCCAAUCCCGACCAUUGCCGACAGCUGGCUGCAUACCGGCAGUGCCCCCAAGGCGCGAUCGGGCCUGCGGGUCACCCAUUUCCGCGACUCCGUCGCUUCUUCGAUGCUCGACACCCUGCAAGAGGAGUCGCCUGUCGAGCCGAACCGAAAGUCCUAUGUGUCAUUCGCCGACAGCUCCGACAGUGCCAGUGCAGCCGCUCUCAGCGUGACCGACCCAGAAGGUAACGUUACGCGGCGAAGCUACUUCGAAACCGACGGCUCAACCGGGUCAGGUUCCCUCAAGGAUCUCACAGCGGCGCUCAACGAGGACGGCGAGGAUGCCGAUGAGGAGCUCGAGAGCUUCCUCGCGGGAGAGUCCUGGUCUGACGACAAGUGGAUGAAGGGAGCCCUCAUCGGCCAGGGCUCCUUCGGCUGUGUCUAUCUCGCCCUGCACGCCGUCACCGGUGAGCUUUUGGCGGUCAAGCAGGUCGAGGCGCCAGCCCCGGGUGCCAACAGCCAAAACGACGCGCGCAAGAAGAGCAUGAUUGAGGCCCUUAAGCGGGAAAUCAGCCUGCUCCGCGACCUUCGACACCCGAAUAUCGUUCAGUAUCUGGGCUGCAGCUCGUCGACCGAGUACCUCAACAUUUUCCUCGAGUACGUCCCCGGUGGUUCCGUGCAAACCAUGCUCAACUCGUACGGUGCUCUCGGAGAACCUCUCGUCCGCAGCUUCGUCCGCCAGAUCCUGACUGGUCUGUCGUAUCUACACGACCGCGAGAUUAUCCACCGAGAUAUCAAGGGCGCCAACAUCCUCGUGGACAACAAGGGCACCAUUAAGAUUUCCGAUUUCGGUAUCUCCAAGAAGCUGGAAGCCACCAACAUCCUGUCCGGUGCGAACAACAACAAGCACCGCCCCUCCCUCCAGGGUUCCGUCUUCUGGAUGGCUCCCGAGGUCGUGAAGCAGACCUCGUACACUCGCAAGGCCGACAUCUGGUCGCUCGGGUGCUUGGUUGUCGAGAUGAUGACUGGCACACACCCAUACCCCGACUGCAGUCAGCUGCAGGCCAUUUUCAAAAUUGGCGGUGGCAAGGCGGCGCCCACGAUUCCGGAGCACGCCUCUGAAGAUGCCAAGACAUUCCUUGCUCAGACCUUUGAGAUGGACCACAACCUGCGGCCGAGUGCGGACGAGCUGAUGCUCAGUCCUUUCCUGGCUCCCAUCACAUAG